Molecule: messenger RNA, 6404 nt
Organism: Anopheles moucheti
Lineage: Eukaryota; Metazoa; Arthropoda; Insecta; Diptera; Culicidae
Gene: if
Product: integrin alpha-PS2
Exons: 10
Coding region: 324-4922 (1532 amino acids)
Biological process (GO): cell-matrix adhesion; cell adhesion mediated by integrin; integrin-mediated signaling pathway
Cellular component (GO): integrin complex; external side of plasma membrane
Molecular function (GO): integrin binding
Source: RefSeq, a predicted model, not a curated record
ACCGAAGGCACCUUUCGUGGAAAUUGUGUUACGCUGUGUUUCUUUUUUAAUUUUUGAUUUUGCAAUCGUGAGCGGUUAAGGUGCCGCGUGGUGUUCAUCCGCGGCGCGUUCGAUAUUCACUACUAUUUCUGCUACUGACUCGCACUUCAUUCUAUUCUGGGACACGCGGACGACAGACGCGAGAUCACGGACGGUGACGACGGCGAGAUAGAGCGAGCGUCCCGAACCGCGGCUAAACGGCACAGACAGUGGCGAACCGUGCCGACCGAGUCAGUGUCAGUCCAUCCUCCGCACGCGUAUCAUCCGAAAUCACCCGCGGCAGCAUGCGAACUCUCGUUACAGUGCGUGACGGUGGACGUGCGCACGUGCCGCGUACCGCCCUGCUGGUGCAGCUGAUCGUUGGCGGGCUGCUGCUGCUCGCCACCGUCUGUCACGAUCGUGCCGCGACCGCAUUCAACCUGGACACGAUCAACUACAUCCUGCAGGAAGGCGAACCGAACUCCAUGUUUGGCUUCAGCGUGGUGCUGCACCGCGAACAGAACAAGAGCUGGGUGAUUGUGGGCGCACCGACCGCCAACACAACGCAGAAGAACGUGAUCGAGGGCGGUGCCGUGUAUCGCUGCGACAUUUACGACGAUCAUCGGUGCUUUCUGGUGCCGUUCGACACGGAAGGAAACAAUUACAACGAUCAAAACGAACAGAUAGACACAAAGUCGAACCAGUGGUUCGGUGCGACAGUUGCCAGUGCUGGAAUUGACGGGCCGUUGGUGGCUUGCGCCCCACGCUAUGUAUUCCAUCAGCUGCACCCGAGAAAGGUGGAACGGGUUGAACCCGUCGGCACCUGCUACUUGGCUAAGAAUAAUAUGCGCGAAUUUCAAGAUAUAUCUCCCUGCCGAACAGCCUACUGGGGCUACCAUCGGCAGGGAUCCUGUCAGGCGGGUUUCAGUGCCGCCCUAACGAAGGAUGGAUCACGAGUUUUUAUCGGUGCACCCGGCAGCUACUACUGGCAGGGACAAAUGUAUUCCAUUAACACCGACGUUGUGUUUCCCUAUAAACCCCCGCGGUAUGGUCAUUUUGGCGAAGGAGGCCAGAUUUAUUCGUUCAGUUUGAACGAUCCGAAGGAUAAGGUGUACAAGACGCUGGAGGAUACGAAGAAGGAAGAUGACAGCUACCUCGGAUAUUCGUCGACGACGGGUGACUUCAAUGGGGACGGUAAGCAGGGCGUUGCGGUAGGCAAACCGCGUGGCGCACAGCUACUGGGCAAGGUGCUCAUCUACUCCUGGAACAUGACGAACCAGCAGAACAUAACGGGCGAGCAAAUCGGUGCCUACUUCGGCUACUCGCUGGCGUCGGUCGAUGUGGACGGUGAUCGGCUGGAUGAUCUGAUCAUUGGGGCGCCGAUGUACACCGAACCAAACAACGAGGGCAAGUACGAGACGGGCCGGGUCUACAUCAUGUACCAGGGUUCCACACCUUCCGGUCGGUUCCGCGAGCUAGACACACGAGACGGCACGAACAGUAAGGCACGGUUCGGACUGGCCGUCUGCUCACUGGCCGAUCUGAACCUGGAUGGGUACGGUGAUUUCGCGGUUGGUGCUCCGUACGACGGACCAAACGGGCGUGGUGCCGUGUACAUCUUUUACGGUUCACGGACGGGCCCGUUGGAAAAGGCGUCGCAGGUGAUCCAAGCUGAGGAGCUACCAGUUGUGACGCGCCUGUCCACGUUCGGAUUUGCCCUGUCCGGUGGGAUCGAUCUGGACGGUAACCAGUACCCGGACAUGGUGGUCGGUGCGUACGAGUCCGACAAAGCGUUCGUCUUCAAGGCACGUCCGGUGGCAGCGAUGGAGGCAAGCACACUGUUCGGGACGGAACGAAAGCUGAUCGCACUGGACGAUCGCAACUGUACGGUGGUGCAGACGCAGAAACAGGUCGCCUGUACGGUUUUGCAUUCGUGCCUCAAGUACAAGGGCAUCAAUGUACCGCCGAGCCUGGACAUCGAGAUCUCUUGGACAUUGGAUGCGCGCAAAACACGCAAUCCGCGCAUGUUCUUCCUGGACCAAGAAGGCAACAGCAACCGCACCCUGUCGAUGAGGCUGUUCCGUGAUAAGCUGGAAUGUCGCAGUGAUAUGGUGUACGUGGCGGACAAUAUACGGGACAAGAUCACACCGCUGGAGGUGGAGAUGGCGUACAGGCUGCGACAGAGCGCUCAAAGCCGACAGCGUCGGCCCCGCGCUAACGUCGAACCCGUCCUGGAUCACAACCGUGGCACGGUACAGCGCGACACAAUCAACAUACAGAAGAACUGUGGCCCGGACAACAUAUGCGUGCCGGAUCUGCGCAUGGAGGUGAAGUCGGUCGACGACUAUCUGCUCGGCUCCAACAAUCUACUUUCCUUGGAGGUGCUGAUCACCAACAGGGGCGAGGACGCGUUCGAGGCAGGCUUCUACAUGGCUGUACCGAAUGGGCUUGAUUUUCGUCGUGUCGAUCGGCUGGGCGAGGUGAAAGACGUACCGGUGCUCUGUACCGCACCGUCGGCUGCUACGAAGAAAACGCUCAAGUGCGACAUCGGCAACCCACUGUCGAGCGGUAAGGUCGUACAUUUCAACGUCAUUCUGGCCCCAUCAUUCUCCGCUGGUAUGGGCUCGAGCUACGACUUUUAUCUGGAGACCAACUCCACCAAUGCUGAGGUGAAGGACAGCCAGAACGAUAAUGUGGUGCGCAAGAGCAUCGGCAUCUUGGUACAGACAGACCUGUCGAUGUCGGGCGUAUCGCUGCCGGAAGAGUUUUUGUACAACUACAGCGAGUACCGGACGCUGGAGGAAGCCCGGACGGAGCGGGAUAUUGGACCGCAGGUGGUGCACAUCUAUGAGAUCCGGAACGAAGGUCCCUCCACGAUCGACGAAGCGGAAUUUUUCGUCCUCUGGCCGUUCGAAACCCUCGACGGAGUGCCACUAAUGUAUCUCCUCAAUCAGCCCGAAACACACGGUAACAUUGAGUGCCUGCCGACGGAGUACGCUAACCCGCUGAAUCUGGCCAUUGACAGUGUGCUGGCACGGAAGAGUUUCCUGGAUAAGGUUGGUGUGUCUGGCACGAGUUUCUCCUCGACAAUGGGCCGCACGACAAAGUUUAGCAGCGUGUCCUCCACGGCGGUGGGCAAUGACAGUGCAGGCGGUGCGUCAUCCGUUUCCUUCCAAUCUACUGGCGGAUCAACUUCUGGUCGCAAUAGUGGUAGUAGCAGCAGCCUGAGUGGAAGCAGCAGUGGCAGUAGUAGUGGUGGUAGUAUUAGUAGCACUAGCAGCACCAGCAGCAGUAGCAGCAGUAGCAGCAGUAGCAGUAACAGUUAUAGCAGUAGUGGUAGCAGCAGUACUGGAAGUAGUAGUGCCAGAACAAAUGAGUCGAGGUACUCCUCUUCGGGUAGAGGUUCGUCGGCCACAGGCGGUGGUUCCGAACGGCGCUAUCAAACCGAGGGUGACUCAAUUUCUACUGGUCGAGCGCAUGGUGAGUAUGACCAGUCUCAAGGAGAGGCAUACUCUAGACAAGGGUACGAACAGCAAGGAUCGCAAGGAUCGCAAGGUGAGGGCUAUCGACGCCAGCAACAGCAUUACGAAGGAAGAACGCGCGUUGUGGAUGCCAGCAGCAGCUAUGGAGCAGCUGGUAGUGGUGCCGUAUCAGCCGGCUAUGAUGCGUCAUCUACCAGCAGCAGCAGUAGUAACAGUGGUCGAAACGGUACCACUUCGUCGGUGGUGUACUACACAUCGAAGAAUCGCACAACCUACCGCGAUGAGAAUGGUCGGGUGCAUGAAACCGAGAGCAGCGAGUAUCGUCGACACAACUAUGGUGGCGAUGGACAGGGCGAUCUGGUGCACGAAGCAGGCACCACCUCUAACGUUGCAUCCGGCUCGUCAACACGCCGCCGUAUGAUGAGUCAGCAGGAUGGCGAAACAGCACCAUCGCGGACGGGUCUUAUUACCGAGUUCAUGCAUCUGGGUGACUACACUGGAUCAGGUGUUGGUUCUACCGCCAGUCACGAUCUAAACCGGUUAGAAAACAAGUUCCGCACAGAGUACUCGCAGCAACAGGUUGGCGGUGGAUCGACAUCCUACCAUACCGGAUCGUCGUCGGGAUCCUCCUCGUCUGGCCGGCAAACUCAUUACACCAGUCGGGAACACCAGCAGCAUCAGGUAGAGUCGGCCACGAGCAAUGCGUACAACGGAAUAGCAGACGAUUUGGAUCAGGAGCACGACGAAGAUGACUACGACUCAUAUGACCGCAGCGAGGAAGACAGCUACGUCGAUCCGGUCGCACCCGGUGCUCCAGGAAACCGUCGCGCGUACCCACCGGGCUAUGGAUUACCUCACCUGAAGCAACAUCUGAACCAAGGUCACGAGAAUGUGGAGCAGAAGUUCCGCUACUAUCAACGCUUUGAUCGGCAGCGUCGUCAGGUGCCGACGAAGGACGAGUCCGAUCGUGCGCUGGAGGAGGCACUUCGAUGUCACGCGACGCGCUGCGCCAUCAUACAUUGCAAGGCAGGCCCGAUCGGCAAUAAGGAUGUGGCGUUCAUAGCGCUUCGUACGCGUGCCGUUGCACAUACGUUCCACAAGCUGUCGUCGUCUGAAUCACUGUACUUCUCCACGAUGAAUGUAGCGCGGGUCCUAAAGCUACCGUACAUUGGCGAACCGAAGGACAAACCGAUCAAGACGCACGAGAUCAAGGUGUUGGCAUCGCCGGAACGGCUGGUCAAACCUGACGUCGUGCCACUCUGGAUCGUGGUUCUGGCAGCCUGUGCUGGGGCUCUUAUUCUUCUGCUGCUGAUAUAUCUACUGUCGAAGUGUGGCUUCUUCGAGCGCAAACGUCCGACGGACUCGUCCGAGCGGCAGCCACUGAACCGAAACGGUAACUAUCAUGGCGACGAACAUCUGUGAGCUUCCUUUCCCCCCCUUUCCCCAAACCCCCCGCUCGCCAUGUCCCUAAUGGAGGAGAAUGUACGGACCCGGUUCCGUAUCGGUGACAACUUCAUCACUGAACACGUUCUCGCCUUUCUCUGUCCCUUAUUAUGUUGCAGAGUAAUGUGUAAGGUACACACCGGUGUGCCCGGACACUGCACAAGCUGUGGGGGCUCAUACGUCACUAGUGACACCCGGGCGCAAAACAGUUAGACGGCAACGCCAAUAACCGUCGAAACCGACGCCCAAAACUGCAUGGUGAGCGUGGUGUUGCUAUGUGUAACGAGUGUUGAAGACAGGAUGGCGCUGCGGAAAACGAAAACGUAGUGUGAAAACAGUUGUAAAGGCAUGUUUUCUGUUAUUGACAACACUUAAUCAACUAGUCAAACGAUUUUGCUCGUAUGCGUGUGCACAAUAUUUGCAUGCAGAAGAAGAAAAGAACAACCAUCUCAUUAACAUCAUCUUUUGUUUUUUUUUGUAUUAUGUCGGCUACUACCCUUAUUAGCGGGCCAUUUUGUGUUCGCGUUAUUAUUGUUUAAUCGAACACUGAACUAAGUGUUCUAAACAACCGUACUAAACCGGCUAGUAAGAGCACGCGUUUUUUUUGGGUUUGUUACGAGUUAGCUUCUGCAUCUGGUUAUGCUAGUACGGCAGUAGUAGUAGUAGUGAUAGUGGUCAAAUCCUGGGUGAGUGACCAAGUGAAAACAAAACAAAAUCGCACAACAGGAUUGAACAGUUGGCGAACAAUUAUGUAUCUCGCGUUAUACUCACCAAACUAACUCAUUAACAUCUCAUCAUUCGCGUAAGUGUGCGUGGUGUCUGUAUGUGUGUAUUAGCGAAGACUGACAGAUUCUGGUCGAUUAGCUGUCAAUCAGUUCAGGGUGCAUGGACGAAGAGAGUGAGAGUGUGAGAGAGAAAAAGGGAAAAGUUAGGAGGAUUGUAAACAACGUGCCUUAUGUGAACUACGUGCAGCUCGGGAGUACAAGCGCCGCAAUCAUCUCAUAUAGCGACUGGUGUCAACACCAGUCGGUAACAGAUAUAGCGAUAGAAGGUUAUAUUAAAAAAAUGAAAACAAUACACAAAUUUACACGAUUUUUUUUUUCGUAGCUAAAUAAUUGUUGAUACACGUCAUCAUGGAACGUUUACAAUACUGAUAUUAAAAUUAACCUGGAAUGAUGCUGCCUUAUCCGUUUUUAGUAAUAACACGUUACGGAAUAACAUUUAGUAAGUUAUUAAUAUCGCAGCUCUAGUAAAUAGGGGACGCUGCGUAGUCAAUUUCGGAACCCGCCAUACAUGCUGGACAGGAGGGAUCGUUGGUUCUUCCCCAUUCCCGCCCCUCCUAAACCCGUGCCCUUCCUCUGUGCCUUUUCUUUACAAAAAAAAAACCAUGGAACAAACGAAACAUACAAACAAUGUGUAAUAUUUUACAGUAGCAUGUAAUCUUGUCCGCCAGCGUUCUCA